Molecule: messenger RNA, 594 nt
Organism: Synchytrium microbalum
Lineage: Eukaryota; Fungi; Chytridiomycota; Chytridiomycetes; Synchytriales; Synchytriaceae
Exons: 5
Coding region: 1-594 (197 amino acids)
Biological process (GO): protein ubiquitination
Cellular component (GO): cytoplasm
Molecular function (GO): ubiquitin protein ligase activity
Source: RefSeq, a predicted model, not a curated record
AUGGCGUCUUACUUUGAUGAUCAUUCCAUCGAAGACCCAACCAAGAAACGACAGAAUCCUACUUCGUCAUCAGCGCUCAAUCCAGAUGUAUCCGACUUUAUGGACCACACCAAUGAAGGAUCUUCUUCAUCUCCUUCUUCAGCUUCCAGAUCAAAUCAAGAUCAACUAAGCAACAUUCAAGACCUCUCUAGAAUGUUUGCUGGCUUACGGGACCGCGGUAUAAACGAACUUAUGAUGGGAGAUCUGCUACGAGAUCUACAAGUAGACAUGAUGAACGGCGUUGGAUCUGGUAACAAGAAACCACCUGCAAGCAAAUUUUGGGUAAAAAUGUUGCCGACCGUCAAAGUUGCUGCUGGUACUACUUGUGCUAUAUGUGUGGAUACGUUUGAAAAGUCAGCGGUCGAGUUGCCGUGUAAACAUCUUUUUCACCGUGAUUGUGUUAAUCCCUGGCUUGCUAUUCAUAAUACGUGUCCUAUGUGCCGCCGAGAGUACCCUACUGAUGAUAAGGUAUAUGAAAAGGAGCGUAAGGAGCGUGAGAAGGCUGCUGGACACGUGGAAGAGGAAGAAGAAGAGUGGGAUCCAUUAUACGGAUAG